CUUUUUUUUUUUUGGCGAGAAACUGGUGAGGGUGAAAAGAGAAAGGAGCAGCUGGGAAGAGCAGGAAAGAGAAAGGAAAGGGGAAGUUAAACCUUCCCUCCCUGUCUGUCUCAGAAAACCCAAUAUGGCAUCUUCCAUGAGGAGCUUGUUUUCUGACCACAGCAGAUAUGUUGACUGUUUUCGGAGGUUUCUCAGCAAUUCCACGGAGCACCAGUGCAUGCAGGAAUUCAUGGACAAGAAGCUGCCAGGCAUAAUAGCAAGGAUUGGAGACACAAAAUCUGAAAUUAAGAUUCUAAGCAUUGGUGGAGGUGCAGGUGAAAUUGAUCUUCGAAUCCUCUCCGAAGUGCAGGAUCAGCACCCAGGAGUUCGUAUCAACAAUGAGGUUGUUGAACCAAGUGCUGAACAAAUCACCAAGUACAAAGAGCUUGUAGCCAAGACAUCAAACCUCGAGAACAUAAAGUUUACUUGGCAUAAGGAGACAUCAUCUGAAUAUCAAAAUAGAAUGAUGGAGAAAAAAGAAAUUCAGAAGUAUGACUUUAUUCAUAUGAUUCAGAUGCUGUAUUAUGUAGAAGACAUCCCAGCCACCCUGAAAUUCUUCCAUAGUCUCUUAGCUACCAGUGCGAAGAUUCUCAUUGUUCUUGUGUCAGGAACCAGCGGCUGGGACAAGCUGUGGAAAAAGUACGGAUCCCGCUUACCCCGGGAUGACCUCUGCCAGUAUGUCACAUCAUCCCAUGUCACUCAGAUGCUGGACAAGUUGGGGAUUAAGUAUGAAUGUUACGAUCUUCUGUCCACCAUGGACGUAUCUGACUGCUUUAUUGAUGGCAGUGAAAAUGGAGACCUGCUUUGGGAUUUUUUGACAGAAACCUGCCACUUUAAUAAAACAGCACCACCUGAUCUGAAAGCAGAAAUUAUGAAAGAUCUGCAAGAACCUGAAUUCAGCGUCAAGAAAGAGGGAAAGGUUCUUUUUAAUAAUAAUCUGAGUUUCAUAGUGGCUGAGGCAUAAGUAUCCAUCAUGAGAACGUAUUCAAAAAUUGUUAUUUUGAACAGCGUUGAUUAUUCACUUAAAUGUGUGUUAAAAUUAUAAAUACGUCUCAUAACAUAAACGGAGUAUUGUCCCUUAUAUGUAAAAUCUAGAAAAUUCCAAGAUAUUCUUGGACUUCCAUGUAGAAUUAUAUAUGAUAAAUGGUCUUAAUUCUAUCGCUUCUCCAGGUAGAGCAGAUAUGUGAGGGCUACAGACCGCAAAAGCUGGAAAAAUGAGACAACUCAAUUUCACUGACUUAUAUCGUGAUAAAAUUCUUCUCAUUUGUUAAUUGUAGUGGAAUUUCCUGGACUACCAAUAAAAUACGUGCUAUAGAUUCUUUAAAUACUAGUAAAGUAUAUACUUAUUGAUAAUCCUGGACAUUAAAAAAUGAUUUUUUUCCUUUUUGUGAAGUAUUUGUCUAUGUGCAUUACUCUGUUGUAGUUUCUUAUUUUUAUUGAUUACUAAAAAUAAACACUUAAGAUGUUACAAAA
Camelus dromedarius (Arabian camel) is the source of this 1512-nucleotide messenger RNA. RefSeq names its product histamine N-methyltransferase (gene HNMT). Lineage: Eukaryota; Metazoa; Chordata; Mammalia; Artiodactyla; Camelidae. The transcript has 6 exons. Gene Ontology annotation, molecular function: N-methyltransferase activity. The record is from RefSeq and is a predicted model, not a curated record. Bases 125 to 1003 code for a protein of 292 amino acids.